UGAGCUCGUCUUUGCGGGGACAUCGUCGUCCUAUUGUCUUAGUCCCGAAAUCUCUCCCCGAGAGCGCCGCCGCAGCUCCGCUCCCUGCGAGCCAAGAUGUUAGACCCGUCGUCCAGCGAGGAGGAGUCCGACGGAGUAGUGGAGGAGGAAAGCAAGGAGGUGACGGCGCCCCAGGCCGGGUCCCGCAUCUCCCCGAGCCGGACCAGCGACAGUUCGGGGGGUCUGGCGCCCAGCGGCGGCCGCGGCAGCGCUCGCCCGACCAGCCCGAGUCCGUCGGCCGCCAGCGAGCACGAAAAGGAGGAGGUGGAGAAGCUGCAGAGGGAGGAAGAGGAGCGCAAGAAGAAGCUGCAGUUGUAUGUUUUUGUCAUGCGGUGCGUCGCCUACCCGUUCAACGCGAAGCAGCCCACCGACAUGGCGAGGCGGCAGCAGAAGAUAACCAAGCAACAGCUCCAGCAGACCAAGGACCGCUUCCAGGCCUUCCUCAAUGGAGACACGCAGAUUGUGGCUGACGAGGCAUUCAUCAACGCUGUGCAGAGCUACUACGAGGUGUUCUUAAAGAGCGACCGUGUGGCCAAGAUGGUCCAGAGCGGCGGCUUCUCAGCCAACGACUGCAGGGAAGUGUUCAAGAGGCACAUUGAGAAGCGCGUGCGAAGCCUCCCAGAGAUCGACGGCCUGAGCAAGGAGACUGUGCUCAGCUCCUGGAUGGCCAAGUUCGACACGAUCUACCGCGGCGACGAGGACCCACGCAAGGCCCAGCAACGGAUGACGGCCAGUGCGGCCUCCGAGCUGAUCCUCAGCAAGGAGCAGCUCUACGAGAUGUUCCAAAACAUCCUCGGCAUCAAGAAGUUUGAGCACCAGCUCCUCUACCAAGCCUGUCAGCUGGACAACUUGGACGAGCAGGCUGCGCAGAUCAGACGAGAGUUGGAUGGCCGUCUUCAGAUGGCCGACCAGAUUGCCAGGGGUGGUAAGUUCCCCAAAUUUGUAUCCAAAGAAAUGGAGGCGAUGUACAUCGAGGAGCUCAAGUCUUCGGUGAACCAGCUGAUGGCGAACCUGGAGAGCAUGCCCGUGUCCAAGGGAGGGGAGUUCAAACUCCAAAAGCUGAAACGGGGACACAACACCUCCAUCAUAGACAUGGGCCAAGAGGAUGAGAACACGCUGUCCAAGUCCGACGUGGUUCUCUCCUUCACACUGGAGGUGGUGAUCAUGGAGGUGCAGGGGCUGAAGUCUCUUGCCCCCAACCGGAUUGUCUAUUGCACCAUGGAGGUGGAGGGAGGUGAAAAGCUCCAGACAGACCAAGCAGAAGCAUCAAAGCCAACCUGGGGUACUCAAGGAGACUUCACCACCACACACCCUCUGCCUGCUGUCAAGGUGAAGCUGUUUACAGAGAGCACAGGAGUGCUGGCACUGGAGGACAAAGAGCUGGGCAGGGUUGUCCUCCACCCAACCCCUAACAGCCCCAAGCAGGCGGAGCUGCACAAGAUGACCCUGACCAAGGCCUGCCCUGACCACGACCUCAAGAUCAAACUGGCCAUUCGCAUGGACAAACCGCAGAACAUGAAGCACUCUGGGUACCUGUGGGCUUUCGGGAAGAACGUUUGGAAGCGCUGGAAGAAGCGUUUCUUUGUCCUGGUGCAGGUAAGCCAGUACACGUUUGCCAUGUGCAGCUACAGAGAAAAGAAAUCUGAACCGCAGGAGCUUCUGCAGCUAGAUGGGUACACUGUGGAUUACACUGACCCCCAGCCAGGCUUGGAUGGCGGCAGAGCGUUCUUCAACGCUGUGAAGGAAGGCGACACUGUGAUCUUUGCCAGCGAUGAUGAGCAGGACCGCAUUCUGUGGGUCCAGGCCAUGUAUCGGGCCACUGGCCAGUCCCACAAGCCUGUGCCCCCUACUCAGGUCCAGAAACUCAACUCUAAAGGGGGCGCCUCGGCCCAAAUGGACGCUCCCAUUUCUCAGUUCUCUGGACUCAAGGACGCAGACAGAGCUCAGAAGCAUGGCAUGGAUGAGUUUAUCUCCGCUAACCCCUGUAGCUUUGACCACGCCUCGCUGUUUGAGAUGGUACAGCGACUCACGUUGGACCACAGGCUCAAUGACACCUUCUGCUGUUUGGGAUGGUUCAGCCCGGGCCAAGUGUUUGUCCUGGAUGAGUACUGUUCCAGGAAUGGGGUUCGGGGUUGUCACAGGCACCUGUGCUACCUACGCGAUCUACUGGAGAGAGCAGACAACGGGGCCAUGAUCGACCCCACCCUUUUACACUACAGCUUCGCUUUUUGCGCCUCCCACGUGCACGGGAACAGGCCGGACGGGUUGAGCACAGUGAAAGUGGAUGAGAAGGAACGCUUUGAGGAAAUCAAAGAGCGGUUGCGUGUGUUACUGGAAAACCAGAUCGUACAUUUCAGAUAUUGUUUCCCCUUUGGUCGUCCUGAGGGUGCAUUAAAAGCCACUUUAUCCUUGCUGGAGAGGGUCCUGAUGAAGGAUAUCGUGACCCCAGUUCCACAAGAGGACGUGAAAGGAGUUAUUCGCAAAUGUUUGGAGCAGGCCGCUCAGCUCAACUAUCAGCGGAUCACAGAAUAUGCGAAAAUUGAAGGGAAAAAGAGGGAAAUGUUUGAGCACCCUGUCUACUGCUUGGCGUCACAAGUGAUGGAUUUAACCAUCCUUGAGAAAGGUCAAAAGGAUCAGAAGGAUCCAGAGAACGUAGGCCGCUUAGUCACGCCUGCCAAAAAGCUGGAGGAAACCAUUCGCCUGGCGGAGUUAGUCAUAGAGGUCCUCCAGCAGAACCAGGAGCACCAUGCGGAGGCCUUCGCAUGGUGGACAGACCUCAUGGUGGAGCACGCAGAAAACUUCCUGGCCCUCUACGCUGUUGACAUGGAUGCCGCACUGGAAAUCCAGUCUCCAGAGAGCUGGGACAGCUUCCCCCUCUUCCAGCUGCUCAACGACUUCCUCCGGGCAGACUAUCAUCUGUGCAACGGAAAGUUCCACAAACACCUCCAGGAUCUGUACGCUCCUCUGGUGGUUAGAUAUGUGGAUCUGAUGGAGUCCUCCAUCGCACAGUCAAUUCACAGGGGCUUUGAGCGCGAGUCAUGGGAGCCUGUAAAGAGUUUAACAAGUAAUCUGCCCAAUGUGAACCUACCAAAUGUGAACCUCCAAAUUCCCAAAGUACCAAAUCUGCCAGUGCCAGUAGCAGGACUAUCAGUUAACCUUCCACAAAUGCCUAGCUUUUCUACCCCGUCAUGGAUGGCUGCUAUUUAUGACUCUGAUAACGGCUCUGGGACGUCGGAGGACCUCUUCUGGAAGCUAGACGCCCUGCAGACGUUCAUCAGAGACCUGCACUGGCCCGAAGAGGAGUUUGCCAAGCACCUAGAGAGCCGCAUUAAGCUCAUGUCCAGCGACAUGAUAGAGAACUGCGUCAAGCGCACAAGGAUGGCGUUUGAGUCCAAGCUGGCGAAAAGCAGCAGGUCCACAGACUUUCGCAUUUCCCCGACAAUAUGCACCAUGUUCAAUGUGAUGGUGGACGCCAAGGACCAGUCAGCUAAACUGUGUGCGAUGGAGAUGGGCCAAGAGAAGCAGUACCAUUCUCAGAUCGACGAAUUAAUUGAGGAAAGUGUGAAGGACAUGAUCCAGCUUCUGGUAGCAAAGUUUGUCGUCAUUCUGGAGAGCGUCCUGGCCAAGAUUUCCAGAUAUGAUGAGGGCACUCUCUUCUCCUCCUUCCUCUCUUUCACGGUAAAAGCUGCUUCAAAAUAUGUGGAUGUACCGAAACCCGGGAUGGACGUGGCUGACGGCUACGUGACCUUUGUGCGCCACUCUCAGGACAUGCUGCGUGAUAAGGUCAAUGAGGAGGUGUAUAUAGAAAGGUUAUUUGAUCAAUGGUACACCGCCACCAUGAACCUGCUGGGGACCUGGCUGACUGAGCGCAUGGACCAGCAGCUCCACGUCUACCAGCUGAAAAUCCUCAUCAGGAUCGCAAAGAAAAAGUACCGGGACUUCCGCCUGCAGGGUGUGCUGGACUCCACCCUGAACAGUAAGAUGUACGAAACGGUGCGCAACAGACUCACCCUGGAGGAGGCCACCGCCUCAGUGAGGGAGGGAGGCAUGCAGGGCAUCUCCAUGAAGGACAGCGACGAAGAGGACGAAGAGGACGACUAGAGCGCCCGCACUGACACCCCGUCCCCGACCCCCACCUACCCUUUGACCUCCCCCCCUCUCCAUCCCUCAUAUCCCUAAGCCCCCUUAGCCUACACCCCCAACCCUCCCCCACCCCCUGCCUCACUUUUGACUUUAGCCUGGUA
Lampris incognitus (smalleye Pacific opah) is the source of this 4283-nucleotide messenger RNA. RefSeq names its product Ca2+-dependent activator protein for secretion b (gene cadpsb). Bases 97 to 4140 code for a protein of 1347 amino acids. The transcript has 31 exons. Gene Ontology annotation, cellular component: glutamatergic synapse. The record is from RefSeq and is a predicted model, not a curated record. Gene Ontology annotation, biological process: dense core granule exocytosis; positive regulation of exocytosis; synaptic vesicle exocytosis. NCBI's taxonomy places the organism in Eukaryota, Metazoa, Chordata, Actinopteri, Lampriformes, Lampridae.